Molecule: messenger RNA, 1159 nt
Organism: Rhineura floridana
Lineage: Eukaryota; Metazoa; Chordata; Lepidosauria; Squamata; Rhineuridae
Gene: MXD4
Product: MAX dimerization protein 4
Exons: 6
Coding region: 264-869 (201 amino acids)
Biological process (GO): regulation of transcription by RNA polymerase II
Molecular function (GO): protein dimerization activity; DNA-binding transcription factor activity, RNA polymerase II-specific; RNA polymerase II cis-regulatory region sequence-specific DNA binding
Source: RefSeq, a predicted model, not a curated record
CAACGUUCUCUUCGCCGGAGGGAGGGCAAAGUUUUCUGACCUGUGUCUGAUUGGUUCUUCAAUGUCUCUGGAUCCUACGAAUGACGUUAUUGACAGGCUUAGGCAGCCGUCUGUCUGGAAAGUAACACGCCAACUGUGGGUUUGUAGACUUGGGUUAGAAGAUACUUUGGAGGGUCCUGUACUUGUGAACUCCCAAGUAAUUUUUUCCUUCUGCUUAAAGUCUAUUGAAAAAGGGAGUGAGGCAAAGGAGCUAUUGGGAAUCUAUGAAAAUGGAGUGGAAUUCCCUGUUAAUGCUCCUGGAAGCCGCGGAAUACUUGGAAAGGCGAGAGAGAGAAGCAGAACACGGCUAUGCCUCAGUGUUGCCGUUCGACAGUGACUAUACCAGGAGGAAAACUAAGACCAGGAAAUCCCAAAACAACCGGUCGUCACAUAAUGAACUAGAAAAACAUAGACGAGCUAAACUCCGGCUAUAUUUAGAAGAGUUAAAACAGCUUGUCCCUUUGGGAGCAGAUAGCACUAGACACACCACACUCAGUCUGCUGAAAAGAGCCAAGAUGCAUAUUAAGAAAUUGGAAGAGCAAGACCGCAAAGCUCUAAAUAUUAAAGAACAGUUACAACGAGAACAUCGCUACCUCAAGUGUAGAUUGGAACAGCUCUCCAUGCAGGGCCUGGAACGAAUUCGCACAGAUAGCCUAGGAUCAACAAUAUCCACAGAUUCUGAACAAGAGGUAGACAUUGAAGAAAUUGAAUUCAUUCCAGCUGAAAUGGACAGUAGUGGAGGUGCCAGUGAUGCUGAAGACAGUUUGCAAGGUAGCUCAAGUGAGAGUGGUUAUACACAUUCCCACAGACUAAAUGCCAGACUUGUGUAGUGGAACCGCUUAACUCAGGACGUUCUGACUGAAGCACUUAUACAAAAUAUUCCAGCUGCCAUUCUUCCAGAAAGCUUCAACCACAGUACUCCAAAAGGAGGUUUCUUGCACAGAGUUCCUGGAAUUAUAAUUAGUAUAAAUAAAUUACAGAUCAUGUGUUUUGUACAAGAUGUGUUUGAUACAGUUGUGGCUUAAAGUCCUUCAUGUAGCCACCGUUCAUUUUGGGGGGAUGGUGCUUGUUUAAAAAGUCUGCCCAAGGAGUAUAAACAUUAAAACUUCUAAUAAAAUUA